ACCCAGAAAUAUAUUUCAUCAGCAAAAUGGAGGACAGAAAUUAAUUGCGCAGAUAUUUCUUUUUACAAAAACAGUUAUUUCUGCUGUGAUAUAGAUAUAUAUCAUCUCGAGGGCUAGGCUUUGAUUUGGCCUCAGCCCUCUGAACGGCUCCAAAUGACAGCCAAAGUCAUUUCGAAUGUCUUCAAACGUGGGAAGGACAUUUUCCGACUCGCACUUUCAAAACAACCACAAAAUGUUGAAGUCCGACAACCCAAAACAGAACUAUUCCGUCUGCAUCCAUCUCAAGUUGUAGCUCCAAUAAGAAGCAUCUUAUUUACAAGUCGUGUGUCAUACAAAACGAUUGCCAGUCACCUAAGACGACGAGCAGCUUUUGAGUUUGGAAGACCGCAACGACUUCCAUUUUUCGGCUUUGUUGGUUUGGCCUUGGCAACUUCGGCACAAAAUGAUAAUGAGAAAUUGACAGAAGAGAUCAGAGAAGUUCUACAGAACAGAAUCAAGACCAGUCCAAUUAUACAACAACUGUCCCUGGAAUCAUUUGACCUAGGUCAGGUUAUUGGUAAAGGAUGUAAUGCUGUUGUGUUUGAAGCUAGACAGAAAGAUGGAGAGGCUGCGACCCUUGAACUUGAUAAUUCUUCAGAUUUUGAAAAUGUUAAUUUACAAUCAACCAUUGUGGAGGAUGAAGAAGAUAAAUGGUAUCCACCUACUGAGCCAUAUGUUGAGGAAGAAACCAGCCAAUCAUUUUCUGUGAUCAGUGAAGGGGAGACAAUUAUGUCAAGUUUUUCAAUAAAUGAAGGGGAGACAAAUGAAAGUUUUUCCUUCAUUGAGAGCAGAGAGGUCACUCUGAACCAGUAUCAUUUUGAUGAUGAACUUUCUAUGGAUAGCAUGUCCAUUUCAACUGAAUUAAAUGAUGGAGAGAGUGAAAAUACAGAAUCUGAGGAGGAAUGUGAUAAGUGGUCAUUUAUUGAGGAGGAAGGAAUUGAAACAGGAUCAAUAGAAGAUACCACAUCAAUCAAAUAUAACCUGGCUAUAAAGAUGAUGUUUAACUAUGAAGUCGAAUCAAAAGCUGAUUCUAUAAUGAAGGCCAUGGAAAAGGAGACUGUCCCUGCUAGAGUUCCCAUUUACCAGCAAGGGAAUUCAUGGUACUUUAGAAACAGAGUUAGACUAAAAUCAUUACCACAACAUCCAAACAUAGUUGAUAUGAUUGGUGCAUUUGUUGAUCCCUUUAACGUGCCUCAGUUGUCUGUUGCCAUGGAAACCUAUCCAGCUGCAUUACCGAAGAGACUGUAUUCAAGUGGACUAGGACGUAAUAUGACAAUGUAUAUAGUGAUGAAGAAGUAUGAUAUGACACUGAGAGAAUAUUUAGAACAGCAUAAACCAGACGUAAGAACAAGAUGUCUUCUGCUGACACAGCUAUUGGAGGGAAUCAUACACCUAGGGAAUCAUGGGAUAGCACAUAGAGAUAUUAAAACUGACAACAUGUUUUUGGAAUAUUCAGAAUCAUCAGUACCCAAGCUUGUAAUUGGAGACUUUGGAUGUUGUUUGGCAGACACAGAAUUUGAACAGAAACUUCCAUAUUUUACAUCUGAUGUAGACAGGGGAGGCAACUGUUCAUUAAUGGCACCUGAGAUUUCGACGGCCAUUCCCGGUAGAGAUGUCUGGUUAGAUUACAAUAAAGCUGAUCUCUGGGCUGUAGGGACUAUUAUUUAUGAACUGUUCUCUAUGGACAAUCCUUUCUAUGGGAACCAGUUUGGACAAGGAUUACUGGAUAGUAGAACCUACAGGGAACAAGAUCUGCCCUCCUUACCAGAUACAGUACCACAUAUUGUCAAGUUACUAGUAAGACUGUGUUUAUCUAGAGAUCCCACAAAGAGACCAACCCCUACUGAUGCAGCCAAUCUAAUGCAGAUUUAUCUGUGGUUACCUGAAUGGUUUGUGUUUAAGCCUGAUCUUUCUGGUAUAAAGGAGCACCUGUUGGUCCUUACAGCUCAGGUCAUACUGCAUGGGAAACACAUGGCUCCUGGUGACCAGCUGAUGUCAACAUUUCUACAGAGACUAAAGCUACAGGACAUUGAGGGAAUUAUACACAACAUUGCUGAAGUGGAAUAAUGAACAUUGGUUGUUUAGUUGUUACAGGAUGUGAAAUAUUAUGAAUAUAUUUAUUUUUUUGUAAUCUUAUUUCAUCUAGAUGUUUGCAGACAUUGUUUUAAAGUAUUUGUAAAUUACAGAAUUUUUUUGAUUUUUAAUUUUACUCAAAUCUGAUUUGAUUUCUACAUCAUUAUUUUUUUUUCUCAGUUUGUUUAUGUUGUUGAUUAACCUUAAAGGUUUUAUACUUUUUAUGAUUAAUUUUUUUUUUUUUUUUAGACGUAUUAGUGUAUACA
Messenger RNA from Mytilus trossulus (common blue mussel), 2378 nucleotides. RefSeq names its product serine/threonine-protein kinase Pink1, mitochondrial-like. Bases 154 to 2106 code for a protein of 650 amino acids. Gene Ontology annotation, cellular component: mitochondrion. Gene Ontology annotation, biological process: positive regulation of mitochondrial fission; protein phosphorylation; autophagy of mitochondrion. The record is from RefSeq and is a predicted model, not a curated record. The transcript has 10 exons. Gene Ontology annotation, molecular function: protein serine/threonine kinase activity; ATP binding. NCBI's taxonomy places the organism in Eukaryota, Metazoa, Mollusca, Bivalvia, Mytilida, Mytilidae.